Pipistrellus nathusii (Nathusius's pipistrelle) is the source of this 300-nucleotide messenger RNA. NCBI's taxonomy places the organism in Eukaryota, Metazoa, Chordata, Mammalia, Chiroptera, Vespertilionidae. The record is from the annotation of a GenBank genome assembly.
AUGUGCAGGUAUAACUUUACUAAUAUAACUAAACUUACAAUAAUGGAAAUCCUUGAAUCUACUACUACAACAUCCAUGGUAAAAUCAGCCAAUCUGUCAACAUGUGCACUUACAUUUAAAGCAAAACUAAAAAUGGAAAAACGUGUGCUAGCCAUGCUCGAUGAGGCCCAUGGCCUGCUCCUUACAUACACCCACAGGGAGGUUCCCAACCCGGAAGCUCAUCAUUACCACCUGGAGGGCCUGGCCCCGCCCCCAGCGAGGUCCCGCCCCCAGAGUGUGUCUGAUUCAAGGUCUGGAUGA